This is a messenger RNA of Brenthis ino (lesser marbled fritillary), 198 nucleotides long. The record is from the annotation of a GenBank genome assembly. Lineage: Eukaryota; Metazoa; Arthropoda; Insecta; Lepidoptera; Nymphalidae.
AUGGCGGACGCGGUGGGGCUGCAGGGGAAGAGGAGUGUCGGUGUUUCGUUGCCGCUCUCCCUGUCCUCUGCAGCCGAUUGGAGGUGGCCCACUUCGGUGGGCGGUGUUUUGGUUUUAUGGGGCUGCUCCGGGUACCUCUCUGACGUAGCAGAGUUGACUGUGGAGCAGCCCCAUUGGUUUGGUGGCCUGCCUAGUAUU